This is a messenger RNA of Brettanomyces bruxellensis, 1653 nucleotides long. RefSeq lists its product as uncharacterized. The transcript has a single exon. Gene Ontology annotation, molecular function: transmembrane transporter activity. Bases 1 to 1653 code for a protein of 550 amino acids. Gene Ontology annotation, cellular component: plasma membrane; fungal-type vacuole membrane. The record is from RefSeq and is a predicted model, not a curated record. NCBI's taxonomy places the organism in Eukaryota, Fungi, Ascomycota, Pichiomycetes, Pichiales, Pichiaceae. Gene Ontology annotation, biological process: transmembrane transport.
AUGACAUCAUUUUUAGGUGCAAUGAAUAAAGUGUCCAGAUGGCUGGAUUCUCAUGGUGGAGAGAGCAGAGGGAUACAUCGAUAUCUUCCAGAAGAACGUGCGAAUGUGAAUCUAAAACGAGCAUUUUUAUCGAUUUAUGGCUUGUGGAUCUCAGGAUGCGGAGGUCUUACAUCUAUGUCCUCAUAUUUCCUCGGCUCGUUGAUAUAUGGCUUGGGAUAUAAGGAUACAAUGAUAUGCGGAACAUUUGGAACGAUAUUUGGUUGUCUAGUUGCGGCAUAUUGUGCUACUAUGGGACCCAGAUCAGGUCUUAGACAGAUGUGCUCUGCUCGAUAUUUAUUCGGUCCAUACAUGGUCCGUGUUGUUUCGCUAAUUACUAUUAUUGGCUUUUUGGGAUGGUCUGUGACAAACUCAGUUCUUGGAGGCGAGAUUCUUUCUCAAAUAAAUGGUGGUCAUUUAAGUUUAAGUCUAGGCGUUACCAUCGUCUGCUUAGUUAGUUUAGUUGUGGCUAUAUUUGGUAUCCAUUAUCUUCUGAGGUUUGAGUCUUUGGUUGGGCUUCUGGUCAUUGCCGUGGUGUUUCUAAUGUACAUUAUAGCGGGUCCGGAAAUAGUGAAGUAUUAUGAUACUGUUACCCUACCGGGUACUGAUUCGGCUGCUAAAAUCGGUGUUCGGAUUUCAUUCUUUAACUUGGCCUACUCGGUUACUGCAACAUGGGGUGGCUGUGCCUCAGAUUAUUACGUUGUGCUCCCAGAGACUGUUUCACAAACAACGAUAUUUAUGUCUACAUUUUUUGGUACCGCAAUUCCAACAGUAUUUGGUGCUGUGAUAGGCAUGCUCAUUGGUAAUGCAGCAACGCAGUAUAAGCCAUGGUCGGAUGCCUAUAAUAAUUACUCACUCGGUGGGUUACUUAAUACGGUUUUCGAACGUUGGCACGGAUUUGGAAAGUUCCUUUUGGUGAUAUUCUGGCUUUCAUUGAUUACGAAUAAUACAAUAAACAAUUACUCUUCAGCUUUAAGUGUGCAGCUCAUAGAUAACUUUUUUUUCAAGUACUUUCCCCGUUGGUUCAUUGUUGUGAUCAUCUUCAUAAUAACAUUGGUCUGCUCUUUGGUUGGAAGGAACUCUUUUUCGACUAUUUUGUCCAACUUCCUUCCCAUGCUCGGAUACUGGAUCAGCAUUUAUUUCACCCUUCUUUUUGAGGAAAACGUGAUAUUUCGUUCCACUAGACUUGCAAAACUUUAUCGUUAUGAAUUAUACGGAGAGGAUUUUGCUUCUGAGAGCGACAUCACAAUUCAGCCAACAGAGAGAGAGAAAACAGAUAAUAAUGCGGGUGAAGGCAUUUCUAUUCUUCAGAAUUCAUCACAGCGGAUAACUGAACAGUUUCCUCCUCCUUUGGCCUCAACGAAAAGUGUUCCGUAUUACAAUUUCAACGUCUGGAACGAUACAAACUAUCACACAAAAGGCUUUGCCAGCAUUAUUGCCUUUUGUUGUGGUGUGGUUGGUGCAGUGAUGGGCAUGAAUCAGGUUUAUUAUACAGGUCCAAUCGCUAAACUUAUAGGUGAAUAUGCUGCAGAUAUGGGAACAUUUUUGGCUAUUGGUUUUGCUGGUGUAUCGUACCCAUUACUACGUUAUGCUGAGUUAAAAAGAUACGGAAAAUAA